This is a messenger RNA of Symbiodinium pilosum, 1353 nucleotides long. NCBI's taxonomy places the organism in Eukaryota, Dinophyceae, Suessiales, Symbiodiniaceae. The record is from the annotation of a GenBank genome assembly.
GAGCUCUGUCGGUUCUUCUUCUACGUCUGGCAUGACUUCCUGCUUGGGCAAAGCAGCCACGAAGUUGAUAGAGGCCCUGCUCGCAAAGUCUUCAGCCUAGCAUUCUCCUUCUUCAUCCUUGUGACGCUUUCAAGCUACACGGCAAGUUUGGCAUCGAUGCUAGUGGUUCAAAGGGCGGCGUCCGCCGAGAUCAACAGCAUAGCCGAUGCCAUCGAGCAGGGUGUUUCAAUCUGCGCGCCAUCUGUUUUGACGGACACUUUCAAGGAGAUUUAUCCGGUGACGUUUGUCGAGUGCAGCAGAAUCGCUGAGUGCCCACGCCUUCUACACGCAGGGCAAUGUAGCGCGAUGAUUGUGUCAGAGGAUAUCAUUGGCAGCAUGCAUGCAGGCACUAUCCAGGAAGGAGACUGUGAAGAUGUGAGAAGCGGAAGCAUCACUGAAGAAGUUGGACGGUGUGAGAGCACCCACCGGGGAGUACCGCGAAACGACUGUGACCUCAUCAAGGUGGGCGACCUCCUGUGGAGUGUGCCUCUGUCCUUCCCCAUCAGCGAGAGAAUGGCUCACAGCAUGUCUUGGGCUGUCACUCGGGCCAUUGCAAGAGGGGUGUUUGAGCAGGUGCGCGAGUCCAAGAAGAACAAGGAUGCUUUCCCAGUGUCCAAGUGCGAAGUGAUUGAGAACCGCACCGAAGAAGAUGGACUGAACUUGGCUGACCUUACUGGAACCAUUUUCAUCGCUAUCUUCAUGGUGGGUAUUGGGUUGAUUUGCUACGUCCUAGAGGUUUUAAAGCGGGCAAGAAGACGGGCUGACCCUCCUGAUGCUCCAGAUCCCAAGGAUGAGGAGCUUGAGCCGAAGCAGAUCACUGCCAGCGCAGCCCCAGAGUCCGUCGAGGAAAAGAUGGAGGAAGGCCAGUGCCUGGCGGUUCCAGCAGAGAAGGCGGCGGCCGAGAUGUUGGCGCCAGCACCACAGGUCAUGGAGGCUCCUCCACAAGAACAGCAGGCGUUGCUGGAUGAGGAGGACAAGGCCAGCGUGCCCAAGACGCGGCUCCACGGCAGCCGUGUAUCAGAGGACUCGGGCAAGCCCGCCCCGCAAGGACAAGGUGUGCUGGAAGACGAGGCGCUUCAGGAAAAACCCCAAGCAGCCUCGCACAAGCCGCGGCACCACGGGAGCCGAAGCUCCGAGGAGUCUGAUCUGGGCUCAGAUCCGAGCCCUAUCUUGCAGCCGCAAAGCGGCCCACCGCAAGCAUCUCCCCUGGUGCAUGAUCUCGCGAGCUCAAGGCCCACGAAGAUGACUCCUCGGGACGAACAGUACGUCAGAAAGGGUCCGCGCCUGGUGACCGUCGUCAGGAGUCCUCGGUAG